Aspergillus niger is the source of this 972-nucleotide messenger RNA. RefSeq lists its product as uncharacterized. Bases 1 to 972 code for a protein of 323 amino acids. Lineage: Eukaryota; Fungi; Ascomycota; Eurotiomycetes; Eurotiales; Aspergillaceae. Gene Ontology annotation, cellular component: membrane. Gene Ontology annotation, molecular function: transferase activity, transferring alkyl or aryl (other than methyl) groups. The record is from RefSeq and is a predicted model, not a curated record. The transcript is spliced from 2 exons.
AUGCAAGCACUCAAAUCCCAAGCAUCAACCCUGAUACCCCUACUCAGCAAUGAGGCUGAAUUGACAUAUCAUCUCCUAAAAUCUAACCUUGGGGCUGGAGUCCUUCUAUACCUAUCGGCCGCUUGCAUUCGGCUACUACCGCCACCAGACCUGUCAGCGUUCACCGUCUUCACCAAAAUCUUCUGUAUCUCAGUUAGCCACCAAUACUGCUGGGACAUAGUUAACCAGCUUACCUCUGUUGACGAAGACCGCAUCAAUAAGCCUGAAAGACCAAUCCCAGCCGGCCGUCUGACCGUUACUGGAGCAAAAUGGAGGUGGCUUAUCAGCUGGACUGUCUCUCCUGCUAUCUGCUACACCCUUCUUGGCGGCGGAGCCUUGAUCAUAUUUAUCUUGUCUGAGGCAUUGAUCUACAUAUGCUACGUAUGUCCCAGACUUGAUCACUGGACAUCUCGCAACACUUUCCCAGCCCUUUGGACAUUCCUUUCAUUCCGCCUUUUGAACUGCGUUGUCUGCGAAACAUACCCACAACUGUCGGCACAGCCAAUCGUGGAUGUGAUUCUCUCGCUAUGGGUUCUCGGAACUAUUCACAUUCAGGAAUUCCAUGAUGUCGAUGGCGAUCGGAAAAUGAGGCGCAAGACACUUCCUGUGAUUUUUUCAGAUGCAUCCUCUAUGAAGAUGCUGAGGGGCAUCACGGCUGGUUUGAUUGCUGUUAAUGGAUUACUUGUGAUCCUUUGGGGAUGGAUAAAGUGCCUUACGUCAUUCGACUUGAUGAGUGCUGGCCUGGUGCUUACGGGGAUGUUCCAUGUUCUUGGAGCGCUCGCUGUUGGUGUUCGUUGUGUUUAUGGGAAGUCGGCAGAUAUGGAUGAGAGGACGUAUAAAGUCUACUAUAUAUUGACUGCGUACUGGCUUGUGUACUUCUUGUCGUUGGUUAAUAUGUCAAUUACGAAGAAUGAGGUGGUGAGGAACAAAUGA